Molecule: messenger RNA, 846 nt
Organism: Neohortaea acidophila
Lineage: Eukaryota; Fungi; Ascomycota; Dothideomycetes; Mycosphaerellales; Teratosphaeriaceae
Product: NADP-dependent oxidoreductase domain-containing protein
Exons: 1
Coding region: 1-846 (281 amino acids)
Molecular function (GO): oxidoreductase activity
Source: RefSeq, a predicted model, not a curated record
AUGGCGCUCUCGAAUCAAUCUACCUACAAGCUCCCCACUGGCCAUGCCAUUCCCGCUAUUGGCCUCGGAGUGUGGGACUCCCCCUCCAAUGUUACCGUCAAAACUUGCCUGGAGGCGUUGAAACGCGGGUAUCGCUUGAUUGACACCGCCGAAGGCUACCACAACGAAACCGAAGUAGGAGAGGCUCUCAAGCAAAGCGGACUGCCGCGGGACCAGGUCUUCAUCACCACCAAAAUCUACGAGCCCGGCGAAGACGCCGAAGCAACUCGCCAAAAGCUGCUGAAUGGCAUCAACAAGUCCGGCGGCGAAGGCGGCUACGUCGACUUGCUGCUCAUUCACAAUGCCGAUGUUGGCGCCCGCGCCCGCAAAUUGAUAUGGCAGCAGCUCGAGGCCUUGCACAAAGAAGGCCGCAUCAAGAGUAUUGGCGUGAGCAAUUUCGGCAUUCAGCAUUUGGAGCAGCUCAAAGAGUACGCCACCGUCUGGCCCCCGGCUAUCAACCAGCUCGAGCUCCAUCCGUGGUUACAGCAGCGUGAAGUCGUCGAUUGGUGCAAGCAGAACGGCAUCGUACUCGAAGCCUACUGCCCCUUGGUGAGGAAUCAAAAGGCCAACGAUGAGGUGCUCAACUCCAUCGCCAAGCAACACGACAAGACCACUGCGCAGAUCCUCAUACGCUAUUGUCUGCAAAAGGGAUGGAUCCCGCUGCCGAAAAGCGACAACCCCAAACGAAUCCAGCAAAAUUUUGACGUCUUUGGUUGGGAGAUUGAUGCGGCGGCGAUGAAGAAAUUGGAUGCAAUGCCGCAAGAAGCGGCGUUGUGUUACGAAGUCGACAACAAGGAUCGAUCGUAG